Bombus pyrosoma is the source of this 819-nucleotide messenger RNA. It is a transcript of the gene Imd, whose product is annotated as protein immune deficiency. The transcript has 3 exons. Gene Ontology annotation, molecular function: protein binding. Bases 1 to 819 code for a protein of 272 amino acids. Lineage: Eukaryota; Metazoa; Arthropoda; Insecta; Hymenoptera; Apidae. Gene Ontology annotation, biological process: signal transduction. The record is from RefSeq and is a predicted model, not a curated record.
AUGCCAAUACUUUCAAAUUUAUCUCAUCGUUUUCAUAUGUUAACAACCGAUGCAAAACCUGAUCCACCACGAAUACCGAUCGAAGGAUAUACUCACAAUUUAGAACCAAAUACAGUAAACUGUGAUGAAACGAAGACGGCCAAAUUCGAAUCUGUUCCAAUUACUAUAGAACCGCAAUUGGAAUUAAAGAACGUAGCGUCCCCCGAAAAAGACGACGCAGUACCUAUUACGAGCGCCAAGUCUUCUACCGAAAAACAAGAUCUGAAUGAUACGAAAGCUUCCCAAGAUGAUGCAAAAGAACGUAGAAAACCGAAUAUUAAAACGAGAACAAAAUCGAAACAACGCAAACAUUCACAAGGAACACAUGUAGUGAAUUACAAUAUAAUUAAUUCAAACGGUGUGAAAAUUGGCUCUAAAACUAGUUACAUUUGUAAUAUUAAUCAAUUUGCUAAGAAUAAUUCUGAUGCAUCAGAAGAAACAUGGACAAAAAAUAUUCGACAAAUGCCAGCAGAAGUAGAACGUUUACGUACUUGUACUGAUGAAAUUAAUUUAGAUGAUAUAUUUAUAAUUAAAACUUAUAUUGGACAUGGUUGGAAAGACGUUGCUAGAAAAUUGUUAUAUUCGGACGGUCAAAUUGAACAAUUCGAAGAAAAUUACAAAUUUAGGGGCAUAAGUGAAGUAAUUUAUCAAAUAUUUCUGGACUGGAAACAAGCUAAUACAAAAAAUGCAGAUAUUGGCAAUUUGAUAAACAUCUUAUGGAUUUGUAAAGAAUACGAUUGUGCAAUACGAUUAGUUUCUGCUCGCAGCCAGUCGACAUAA